UUUUUCGACGGUGAAUGAACAACUCGCUUAGCCCAUUGGAGGGGAUAGUCAGAAAGAGAGUAAAAAAUGUUUCUCAUGCAUUCUGAUUUCUUGGUUAAUCUGAUUCAUAUGUGUUUUAAACCGUUUCUCUCAUUGAUUCGGGAGGUACAGUAACACGUUUUCAGGCUCAAACUCGUUUCAACUCGUUUCAACUUGUUUAAUAUGUCGCUAUGAAAUUUCAAAUCACUAUUUAUAUGAGCAGUAUGCUCGAGAUUAGAUGCUGUGUCUGUAUGAUAUAAAGAGAAAGAUUAACCUAUGCUUUUAUGAUUAAUUAAUGCUGAACUGUUAUCACAUUUUACAUUUAUACAGUUUUGAAAUGUUUGAUUAAUAUUGAUCUAAGCUGUAUUUUCAUUAUAUAUAAUAAUAUAAUAUAUCAACAUUUAAUCAGACAUCUUGAUUUCUAUUUCAACUGGAGCUCAUCUACCUGUCCUGUCCGGUUAAAGAAAGGGCAUGUUGACUGGGGAGGCAGAUGUUGGAUGAUAAUUUGGUUUACCACACCAGUCUGACAUCCCAUGUGUCAUGAUGCAGAGUGUGGCCAGAUGGUGUCAUUGACUCCUGCAAGAAUAGGGAAGGUUACCCAGUGUGAUCUGUUUCCAUACAUUAAAUCACAUCUCACUUUAAUAAACCUUUAGCCUACUAUUAUUAUUAUUAGCUUUUGGCAGUUUAGCACAUAUACAGCUAUUUCUAGCUGUAAAAUUAAAAACAACCAAAUCAAGAAAUUAGAUAAUUAGGUUGUUUAGUUACAAAAUAGGCAGCAGUAUUGGGAAUAAUAUUAUUUUUUGGUUAUGUAAAUGUGAAAGCCUAUAAUUAAACAUUUAUUUUCCUGGUUGUAGAAGAGUACAGAGAGGUUUAUAACACAAUUAAUGUACUUACUGUACAUUUAAAUAUAAAUGUAUUGCAAGCUAUUUAAGGACAUAAUGAGAGUGGUUAUAGUGUCACUCAGUCCAACACCAUAAAAAGUGUGGACAACAUACUCAGACGCAUUAUCAAUAAAAACUCUACAUUAGUAUGCUAUGUAUGAUUAUAUCUCUGUUGUGAAAUGGUUAAAGUCAAAAGGUGAAGGUCUACGGCGCAGCAAACCAAAAUGGCUUCUUUUAUGGACAACUGAAGCCCAGGGCAACCGAGCUGAUGCUUUUGAAGAUACACCAACUAAGAGCAUGUGUGUGAGCCCCCUGAAUUAUUUGCAUCCCCAGUUCUAACCAGUUAGGCUCCAAAAUCGCAUAAUAUUAUAUAAAAUAUUUGUAUAUACAGAGAAAGUCCUUAUUAUUAAUUCAGUGGUUUGCCUCUUGACUGUGAAAACAAUGUUUGAAGCUCUUCCAUUGUUAUUGUAUCAUUAGCAUAAACACUUUCUACGAUGCGAAAUAAAAUGGAUGAGCCACACACUUCAUGUUGUCUUUCAGCCUGCUGUAAUUGUAACUAUUGAAAUGAUUUGAAUAAUGCAUUGAACUGAAAAUGUUUUAUUGCAUUUUUCUUAAUCAUGUCGGAAAAUCUUAUGAGCCUUUGUGUGUUGUUGUUUGGCAUGUGUGAAGAACACAGGGACUUAGACUUAAAGAGACAUUCUCAGCUAAGGAGGAGGAGUGAGCUGUGAGGCGUUUCCAGAUGAUUCAAUGAGCCCAAGUGUUAUGUGGGGGGCAAGAAACAGUGUCAAUGUCAUCCUCAGCUGUAAAUAUGCUAUUUAGAGAAAAGAGGCAAUGUGCAAUCUGUGAGUGGAAGAUAUUUAAACAUAUUUUAUAGAUCAGAUCGAUGCCUUUGUAACUAUCCAAUCAAAUAAGGUCCGCUGUUGUCCUCCUGGUAGAUAUUAGUGGACACUGUAACAAACCUGCAGUCGGAGGUGGUGGAGGCGGAUAAGAGAUUGUGCAGUGUUGAAAUCCAGCAGUUUGAGUGCAAUGUUCUUUCACCUUUAUCAUGGGGGUGGAAAUUUGGAGCGAGUACAGAAAAACUGUGUUUUUAUUUCGAUCCAUGUAACAGGAACGUGAAUGUCAGUGUGUAAGCUUGCAGUGAUAAACAGUAUAAACAGUGUGAAUAGGGAUUUCUCAGCAUUAACUUUGAGUAAUUUCAAUUUAAAUAUCCAUAAAUCCUCACCAGAUGCCAUAUGCAGCAUCAAGCAGGUGUAAGCAAUGUUGUGGUUUAUAGUCUGUCAAUCAUUGUGUAAGUAAUAACUGUCUGCCUCAUGGGCAUAUACAGUGUCCUUUGGCAACUGGAUCAUAAUAAAGUAGCUGAAACAUCCAGAUCCAAUAGUAAUGACAAAAUAUCCCACACAGCAUGUGCCAGACUUUUCAUAUGCUGUAAAUGGAUUGAUCAAAUGUACCUAAACGACCUUGUAUGCUGUUUCCCUGCCCCUGUGCCUUUAAGCAGGGGUUUAGUUGUUGUAUAUCAAUUACCUACAUCGGAGGAGUAUUAAGCAACCGCAGCAGCAGGAUCUAUUUUUGAAAUGUAGGAGACAGUUUUAUGAAGACCUGACUGUUGAAGCGGCAGCUGACUGACCUUGAAGGUUCAUCAGUAUGUAGUUUUUCACUUGUAAUCACAGGGGGCUUUCAAAGCAGGGACUGAAGGAGAAUAUUUUUUUUCUGCAUGACUACCUACACUGAGACAUCCCCCCUUGGGUUCCUGUUUGAUGAGCGAAUAGCAGGCUGGUAUGAGAUAAAUGUCACUUUCCUCUAACAGUGUGAGUUGGUAAUUUAUGAGUUAUUUAUUUAUCUGUCCCUGCUUUUCUGAAUGCAUGAGCAUGAGUGUAUAUAUACAUGAACGGAUUACAAGCUCCUAGUAAGAGUCCAGAUCAUGCAGUGUAGUUAGUAGUCUUCCUCGUUCUCUCCUUCGGCAAGCACCGAUUUACUUUGUUAAGGUGUGACCUCAUCAUCCUGGCUCAAUGAAAACCCCCCUCCCCUCCCCCUGCAGGAGCAGGCAGCCCUGAUAUCACACAAGCAUACAUAGUCACACAGGGACACACAGGACAGUAGCAGAGGCAGGGCUUGGAAGAUUUUCUCAUUUAAUUUCCAGGGUAUCUGUGUCUGUCUCUCACUGUGUGUGUGCACAGGGGAGACGAGCAGAGAGAGGGAAAGAGAGGAGGCGAAGCAGAGGAGGCGAAGGGGAGGGUGUGUGGAUCAUGCAUGUGCAUUAAGUCAGCUCCAGCGGCGCAGCAGCAGCAGCAGCAGCAAACAGAAACAGCAGCAGCACAGGAGGAAGGAGAGAGAGAGAAAGACAGAGAGGGAGAGUUGGAGGGAGGGUAGUAGUCGCAGGCACAGGAACAAAAGCUGCAGAGGACUGCUUUCCAUCUCCAAUACAAGAACAACGGAGGAGUAAUAGAAGGAGGAGGGGGCGGUCAUGAUAGUAGUGAGACAAUAAUGUAAGAGAAGAGGCACGUUUUAGUCAGAGAGGACUGCAACCAGGGCUCUUCUCCUCUCUGCUCUCCAUGUUUUUGGGGACUCAUCGUACCAUUGCCUUCAUCUCCAAACCCAGAGGAGGAUGUCUGUGUCGGGGAAGAAGGAAUUUGACGUGAAGCAGAUCCUCAGGCUUCGCUGGCGCUGGUUCAGCCAUUCAUCCCAAGGUUCGGCUGGCAGUGGAGGUGGUGGCGUCGGCGGGGUGGGAGGCUACAUCCAACAGGAUGGCCUGGACCACAGAGGGACGCCCACCCAGGGUCGGCUGAAGAGUCACUCACGGGACAGAGGUGUUGGAGGACUACGAAAGACUAGCAGCCCGGCCCACAGCAUCUUGGCACCAACGCCAGGGCCCACGCCUGUCUAUGUCAGAGCGGGGCAACAAACAUGGCACCAACAGAACACUAUCCAGGGUCUCCAGGUCAACGAGGAGACCAUAAAGAGCAGCUCCUCACCCAACGCCACAAGGAAAGAGGACCCCAACACUGGCCAGGAAAAUGUGAAGAGCAGCACAGAGGAACCUGCAGAGGUGGAGGCCAGAGAGAGGUUGGUUCUGAGCACCUUCUCCAGAAUGAACACCAACUCCUCGGAUGAGUUUUUCCAGGCCACCAACCACGCAGAGCAGACGUUCCGGAAGAUGGAGACGUACCUGCAGCACAAGCAGCUGUGUGAUGUCCUCUUGAUAGCGGGGGAUCACAAGAUACCGGCUCACAGAUUGGUCCUGAGUGCUGUGUCGGACUAUUUCGCAGCCAUGUUCACCAGCGACGUGAGAGAGGCCAAGCAGGAGGAGAUCAAGAUGGAGGGAGUGGAUCCGGAGGCGCUCAGAUCUCUGGUUCAUUUCGCCUACACUGGUGUCCUUGAGCUGAAAGAGGAGACCAUUGAGAGUUUAUUGGCGGCAGCUUGUCUCCUCCAGCUUCCUCAAGUCAUCCAGGUCUGCUGUAACUUUCUGAUGAAACAGCUUCAUCCCUCCAAUUGCCUGGGAAUACGCUCAUUCGCAGACGCCCAGGGCUGCGUGGACCUGCUCAAUGUGGCUCAUCACUACACCAUGGAACACUUCCUGGAGGUCAUUCAGAACCAAGAGUUCCUGCUGCUCCCCACGGCUGAGAUUGUUAAGCUGCUCUCCAGCGAUGACAUCAACGUCCCCGACGAGGAGACCAUCUUCCAGGCUUUGAUGAUGUGGGUGCGAUACGAUGUGCAGCAUCGACAGAAGGACCUCGGCGUCCUGCUCGCCUACAUCCGCCUGCCUCUUCUUCCUCCACAGCUCCUUGCAGAUCUAGAAAACAACAAGAUGUUCUCUGAUGACCUGGAAUGCCAAAAGCUGCUGAUGGAGGCCAUGAAGUACCAUCUCCUGCCCGAGCGACGACCCAUGUUUCAGAGCCCCAGAACCAAACCUAGGAAGUCCACUGUGGGAGCACUUUACGCUGUGGGAGGGAUGGAUGCCACCAAAGGUUCGACCACCAUAGAAAAGUACGACCUGCGGACAAACACUUGGGUCCAGGUUGGAGUGAUGAACGGACGGCGGCUGCAGUUUGGCGUGGCGGUGAUAGACGACAAGCUGUAUGUGGUCGGAGGGAGGGACGGACUCAAGACGUCCAACAUGGUGGAGUGCUACAAUCCGAUCAAUAAAGUGUGGUCCACCAUGCCGCCCAUGUCAACACACAGACAUGGACUAGGCAUCGCCGUGCUGGAGGGCCCCAUGUACGCUGUCGGCGGCCAUGACGGCUGGAGCUAUCUCAACACUGUGGAACGCUGGGACCCUCAGGCCAGACAGUGGAACUACGUGGCCAGUAUGUCGACACCACGGAGCACCAUGGGAGUCACAGCACUCAAUGGAAAAUUGUUUGCAGUCGGCGGUCGAGACGGCAGCUCGUGCCUGAGGUCGAUGGAGUGCUUCGAUCCGCACACCAACAAGUGGAGCAUGUGUGCGCCCAUGGCCAAGAGGCGAGGAGGCGUGGGUGUGGCGACAUACAACAACUUCCUGUAUGCUGUAGGCGGACACGAUGCCCCGGCCUCCAACCACUGUUCUAGACUCUCCGAUUGUGUUGAGAGGUAUGACCCAAAGACGGACAUGUGGACGACUGUGUCCUCCCUCAGCAUUCCCCGCGAUGCCGUGGGUGUGUGCCUGCUGGGGGACAGGCUGUAUGCUGUGGGGGGGUAUGACGGCCAAUCGUAUCUGAACACUGUUGAAUCCUAUGAUGCACAGAACAACGAGUGGACUGAGGAGGUUCCUCUGAACGUCGGCAGGGCGGGCACCUGUGUGGUAGUGGUGAAAUUGCCUUGAGUGGUUGGUCUCAUGGCAGCGCGGGAAAACAAGUGAGAGAGAGCGGCAAAGAAAAAGUGGACAAACAAAACAACGGAUCAAGGACACCUCCUUCGAGAGUCGUGUUUUCAUCAUUAUUUUCUCUUUUUUGCUCAAAAUCCAUGAUUUUUCAGACAGAAACACAGACUGAGCCUUCACCCAUUGUUUCUAUCAUUAGUGGACAUGUCUGCCCACUGGGGAGGAGCUGUUAGGAAACUCGGCUCCGCUCUGCACAUUCUCCACAUUCUCAACCGAUCAAGAAUUUCAUAGACUUGGCGAAGCUGCAGCGAACUAGUGCCAAACCUUUGUUGUUGCUGGUUUGUUGCGCUAGUUUUAUGGAAAGUUCUGCGUGUGUCUGUAAGAUAAACUGUAAAAAAGUUGCAUUUUGAGUAAAUGGGCCGAACUCCAGGUUGCGUUUACAUUUAUACACCAACAUUUCCUCUCAGUGCCAUCACAUGCAGUAUAUUUUUGGGGUUUAUAUUUCCCUUUGUAGCCACUCUGAUAAAAAAAAAAAAAAAAAGUUAGAAAUGUAAUGUACCAGUGUCUUUCCUUAGUGGGUGGUCCAAACAGAUGAGCGAUGAAGAACCACUGUGACAACUGAGGCUGAUGACUUACGGGAAUGAAAUCAAACUUUUUGCUGAACAAUAAUGAUAUAUUUGGACAUUUUCUUUCUUUUUUAUUGAGCCUGUAGCUGCAGAACACCAAAGUCAUUUGCUUGUCUUAGAAGAGGUUUUGUUGCGCAUUAAAUAAAAGUUUACGAAAUUGUGAAUUACAGAGAAUAUAUCAUAUUGAUAUUUCACAUUGCUGUGUAAUGUUUUUGUGGUCCUACAUUUGUUGUUGAUGGAAUCUCGCCUAAACCAGAGCACUGGUUACUACACUUGUUGUUAAUCUGUCGGCUUCAUUCCUGGGCAUGCGGGGUGAGCUAAUGUUUUUGUUUGAUUUUUACAGUAUUACACAUCAAGAUCAUUGUCUCUUCUGUAUUGUAGGAGCCUCAAUGCCUUCUUGAUCAUCACAUACACGGCUCAGAUGUUGGACGAACCCUGAAGACACAUCAAACUGUGGCUCAGUGUCACCGGGUGCAUCCAGUGCUGUUUAAUGUUUUAUUUUUUGGGGUGCAGCACUUGAAAACCAGACGCUCACGGCACUUCUCUAACGUGACUCGGAUAAGACUUUUUAGGAUUUGUAGUCAAGCCGCUCAUAAAAGUAAAGAUUACUGACCUGCUCACGAUGAGAUCUAUUUGUAAUUGUAAUUAUAACAUGUUUUUCGGGGCCAAAUGUUACUUUUUAUGUUUUUAUCAUAAUUUUGUACAGCAUGCCAAACCUAUAAAUAAAAGGACUUCAGUCUC
This is a messenger RNA of Platichthys flesus (European flounder), 7058 nucleotides long. RefSeq names its product kelch-like family member 4 (gene klhl4). Bases 3502 to 5694 code for a protein of 730 amino acids. Gene Ontology annotation, molecular function: protein binding. The record is from RefSeq and is a predicted model, not a curated record. Lineage: Eukaryota; Metazoa; Chordata; Actinopteri; Pleuronectiformes; Pleuronectidae. The transcript has 11 exons.